Molecule: messenger RNA, 3963 nt
Organism: Girardinichthys multiradiatus
Lineage: Eukaryota; Metazoa; Chordata; Actinopteri; Cyprinodontiformes; Goodeidae
Exons: 13
Coding region: 852-2813 (653 amino acids)
Source: RefSeq, a predicted model, not a curated record
UGCCCCUUCCAGUCACAUGGCGUCAGGGAGGUUUGGGUGAAGUUAUCGAGCGCUCCUUUCCUCAGCAGCAGGAGCAGCAGCAGCUAGAUCCGGUACCUCCAACGGGUUUAUUUACGGUUCUGCCCCUCUGGAGUGGUGUCAUUAAGUUCUGGCUAAUGCCGAAUACCGGAACCUGUCUUAGUUGUCUGUCAUCGGACUCUCAGUUCGGCAGGAAGCUCGGUUCUGUUUGGUUUGUUAUGUUGUGUUAGCUGUAACAGCUAACGGACGGGUUAAUCAUUAGGAGUUCUGCCGAACCGAACUGAACCCAACCUGCUGAAUGGACUAAAUCCCUCCGGUGAUGGAGGAACCGAACCACACUAUGAGCUAACGUAUUAAAAGCGAGUCCGAAAACCAGAACGAGUACCUGCACUCCAAUGGUCACUAUGGAGCCGAACCCCCAACCGAGCCUGCAGCCGAACCUCCAGGAGAACUCUUACAAGAUGACGGAAGAGGACGUGAAGAGGCUGAUCCAGUUUCGGGCCUCCAACGAGGUUCUGUUCACUGGGAAGAGGAACUCUGCUAAAAUCGCUUGGAGCACUAUCCUGAAAGGGCUGGGUCUGGAAGGGAAGCUGACGGCCGACCAGGUCGCCAAGAAGUGGGACAACCUACGGACCAAAUAUAAGCCAAACGGGGAAUGACGUAAACCCAGCAUUAAAGGUCAAGGUCUCCCACAUCUCACCAGACAUCUGCUAUCAGUUACUGCAGCUUCUCGCCUUCAGGUCACUGUGUUCCUCUUUCAGGACCUGAAACAGCCCUACCAGGGUCAGGAGCACCUUGGGGCAGUGGUGGAGUCUUGGCCCUGGUUCCACAUUAUGGAUGAAGCGAUGCAGGGUCGCCUGUUUAACAGCAGCCUGGUUCUGUGUCCGGAAAGUCCUGUAAACGCAGGUCACCAUCCCGACUGUCAGCCUUGCCAGAACCAGGACAACACGGACAUCCUGGAGUUCCUGAUCAAGACGGAGAUGGACGAGACGGUGACAGGGGAGCCGGUGGAGGAAGACGAGCCAGUUCACACCGAGGCCCCGCCCACUGGAGGCAUUCCAAUGGGAUGGAGGAGGAUGACGGAGUGCACAUACAAAAUGACAGAGACAGAAACAGAGAGGAUGAUCAAACUCCGAGCUGCAAACGAAGCGCUGUUCACGGGCAGGAAGCACUCAGCCAAGCCAGCCUGGAGAGCUAUCCUGUAUGAGCUAGGUCUGCAGGGGAGGCUGACAACAGAACAGCUGGCCAAGAAGUGGGACAACCUGAAGAGGAGGUAUAAGGAGCUCAAGUUUCCAUCCCGCGGUGUGGACACCAACCCCAGUUCCUGGCCCUGGUUCUACCGAAUGAACGACGCUAUGGAAGGCCGAUUGGCCAACGCUGCACCCAUCCUCGCUCCCAUCGUAGAGGAUGGAGACGAGGAGUGUGAGCCUCUCUUGCAGAUGCCAAAAAAACGAGCCCGGCGGAGCCGGGGGGGGAUGGCUGAGUUCCUGACAGAGUCUGAGAUGGAUCUGUUGGUUGAUAAUGAGGAGAAGAACGGGUCAUCAGCUCUGGGAGAUCUGCACCGGAUCACCGAGUUCACCUACAAAUUAACAGAAGAAGACACCAGGCGACUAAUUGAGUUGCGAGCUGCUAAUGAGGCUCUGUUCACCGGCAGGAGGAACACAGCCAAACCCGCCUGGAGGGGAAUUGUGAAGGAGAUGGGUCUGACUGGGAAGAUAACACCAGACCAGGUAGCCAAGAAAUGGGACAACCUGAAGUCUAAAUUCAAGGACCUGAAGUUUCCUCCUCGGGGUAUGGAGGCUCAGACCAACCCGGCCUCCUGGCCCUGGUUCCAGCUCAUGAGCGACGCUCUGGAGGGACGGCUGGCAGGAAAAGCUCCCAGAGUGACGCCGGUGUGGACCAGCGAGGAGGACGACAUGUUCGGGUCGUCUCCGCCCCCUGACAGAGACUGUCUGAUGGGGGAGAGGAGCGGCGUGUCGGAGCUGGAGAGCAUUGUGGGCUCAGACCAUGCUGAGGCUGACGUCACCAUCACCUACAUUGACGCCAGCGGAGAGGAGUGUGCCACGCCCUCAGAGCUCUCCUAUAAAAUGAGUGAUCAGGACACCAGGAGGAUGAUCAAACUCCGAGCUUCCAACGAGGUGCUGUUCACCGGGAGGAGGAACGCUGCCAAAGCUGCGUGGAGAGCCAUCCUGAAGGAGCUCGGCCUGCAGGGAAAAGUUUCCACCUACCAGAUGGCCAAAAAGUGGGACAAUCUGAAGAGGAGGUACAAGGACCUGAAGUAUCCUCCCGUCGGGAUGGAGAAUGCAGCAGAUGGCGCCUCCUCCUGGCCGUGGUUCCAUCUGAUGAAUGAUGCCAUGGAGGGCCGUCUAGUGGGUAGCGCCCCCCUCCUCACGCCCGUUACUCAGGAUGACGAUCAGCACCCUGACCCUGCCCCCAGACACAGGCUCCGCCUUGCUCCUGCCCAGCAACCUUCUUCCUCCACGGACUUUCAGGAGCCAUGCAGCGGGUCACUAGGAGGACUGGAGCGGGAAUGGGAGGUGAUGGAGCGGGAGCGAGCGGCGUUGGAGAGGGAGCGCGAGAUGGUGGAGCAGGACCGGGCAGCUGUGGAAAGGGAGAGGGCAGCGUUGCAGGCAGAGCGGCUGUGGUUGGACCGGGAACGGACGGCUGUGGAGCAAGACCGAGCUCUGGUGGAGCAGGAGAGGGUGGCGCUGGGCCGGGAAAGGGAGGCGCUGGACCAGAGGGCCCUGAUGAUGAACUCUGUGGGACACCCAGGACACCUGAACAGCCUCAUGUAGAUAGGACAGUGUGUGGACAUGGACCGUCCUGGAGAGACAUCCUGCUGAUGGACGAGAUGAAGACCCGCUGUGGUGCUGUAGAUCUAGACUGAAGCUGCUGCGGUAAAGGCUGGUCCUGGCUCAGGUUGAGAUCCUGAUUCUGCAGAUACAACCCAGUGCUCCUUUACCUCUUUUCCACUAACGAGAUUCAUAGCUCAUGUGGUUCCCGAACCGGGUUUGGAACCGGUGUCGCGUGUUUCCACCAAUAAAAAGAGGUUCCAGGGCUUGAACUAUAGUUCAAUUCGGACACCGCAAAAUACGUGGUUUUUCUCCGUGAACCGUGAUUUCACCUGUGUGCGGGUCGAUGCUGGAGAUGAUGUCAACAAGUAUGAUGGCAUAUUAUCCUUUUCCCUAUUUCCCUAUUGGAGGCUCUCUUUUUUCAGUAAAAGGAACAUCUGUGAACACAGAAGAAACAUUAGUAGGUUAUCAAAAUCUGCUGUCUUGUUGCUACGCAAAGCACCUGCUAUUGAUGAUGCAUGCUUGGUUCCCAUAACCGGGUUUGGUCGGUUCUCAACAAAACACCAGACUGAAGGCUCCCGAACCGAAUCGGUUCAAGAACAAAAGUUCUUUCUUUGGAAAUCGCUUCCUGUGAACUACUUAACAAACCCCCUGGUUAUCCAAUGAGUUAUCAUCUCCUUGUUAAGAUUUUUCAUCUCUCUGAAGUUUGAAUCAAACUGACACAAAAAUAGAACUUUUUUUAAUAAAAUGUUUUUUUUAAACUAUUUUCUUCCUGGCGAAAACCGGCCUAACUAGAUGAACCAGGUGAAAACGACGCCCUCUUCAGGUGAACUCUGGAACUGAAUCCUCACUACGAGACAUCUGGAACAGCUGUUUGAGUCCAUCACUGCUUAAAAAAAUUGAUUUGUCUUCAGAUGUGUUUUAUUUUUAUAUUCCCGUUCUGUGUAAUUUAUCAUCUGGUAAGAAGAAGAGGGUUGCAGCAGUUUCCAUUUUAAAGUGCUUUCACAGAACCAGCGCCUCCUGCUGCUGGAACAGACAUUUUAAAAACUGUCGAAUAUUUUAUAUUCUGAUGUAAAAACUGCCUUUUUGCUUUUCUGUCCUGAUGUCUGUCUGUCAUGUUUUAUUGGAGGAUUAAAACUGUUUGAUAAAAUGA